Molecule: messenger RNA, 312 nt
Organism: Staurois parvus
Lineage: Eukaryota; Metazoa; Chordata; Amphibia; Anura; Ranidae
Source: the annotation of a GenBank genome assembly
CAGGGGCGGACUGAAAACUCAUGGGGCCCCCGGGCAAUAGGGGAUCAUGGGGCCCCUGUGUCCUUGCCCAAACUCAAAAAAAGCCUAUGAAAUAGGUACUAGGGGCAUCUCAUGGGGCCUCCUCCUGACCCCAGGCCCUUGGGCAGUGCCCGAGUUUCCAAAUGGUUAGUCCAUCCCUGGUCUGCCCAUAUGAGGUAUGAGCACACAGAUUACACUGACUGCAGUCUGCCGGAGAGCUGUAUGGCACCAGCGAUCUGCUGAUUGUUGACUUUUUAAAAUACAAAUAAUUUAUUUUAUAUACAUCUAUAUAGA